AUGAGGGCGCCCGCGCUGCUGCCGCCCGCGCUGCUGACCUGCUGCGGCUGGCUGCUCGCCCCGGUGAGCAGUAUUCACCCAGAAUGCCGAUUUCAUCUGGAAAUUCAGGAGGAAGAAAUGAGAUGUGCAGAGCUUCUAAGGACUCAAACAGAAAAACACAAAGCCUGCAGCGGCGUCUGGGACAACAUUACUUGCUGGCGCCCCGCGGAUGUUGGCGAGACCGUCACGGUGCCCUGUCCAAAACUGUUCAGCAAUUUUUACAGCAAACCAGGAAACAUAAGCAAGAACUGCACCAGUGACGGGUGGUCAGAGACAUUCCCGGAUUUCAUGGACGCGUGUGGCUACAGCGACCCUGAGGAUGAGAGCAAGAUCACGUUCUACAUUCUGGUGAAGGCCAUUUACACCCUGGGCUACAGCGCCUCUCUGAUCUCCCUUACAACAGGAAGCAUAAUUCUUUGCCUCUUCAGCGCACAGGCGGACGGAGCCACGUGUAGGAAGCGCUCUGUCAACGCAGCCCGCUCCUCCCCUGCGCCCCGACCCUCGCUGCCUCUGGAGCUAACACCAGACCCUUUACGGCUGGUGGUGGGGUCUGAAGGAAGUGACACUUCUUGGUCACGGGCAGCACGUGCCUGCAGCGGCGGUCACUGCACCACUGGCUCUGCGUGUAACGGCUGCAGGCUGGGCUCCACCUUCCACCUGCUCACGCCACCCCCGGAGAGCUGUGGACUGCAAGCUGAGCCCGGUCUCGGGCGGGACCUCCGCGCUCCUCGCGCGCACAGGCCGCCUGGGGACCCAGAGCCGCGGCCUGUGACAGCGCGUGCGCUCACGCGGCCCCUUCCCAUGCAGGUGGGCUGCAAGCUGAGCCUGGUCUUCUUCCAGUACUGCAUCAUGGCCAACUUCUACUGGCUGCUGGUGGAGGGGCUUUACCUUCACACCCUGCUCGUGGUCAUCUUCGCCCCCGGCCGGCGCUUCUGGGCCUACCUCCUGAUCGGAUGGGGCAUCCCCACUGUCAGCACGGGUGCGUGGGUUGCGGCCCGGCUCUUGCUGGAGGACACAGGUUGUUGGGACACCAGUGACCACAGUGUUCCUUGGUGGGUUAUACGAACACCGAUUUUAAUUUCUAUUAUAGUCAAUUUCAUCUUUUUCGUUAGUAUUAUACGAAUUUUACGGCAGAAGUUGACGUCCCCAGAUGUCGGCAGCAACGACCAGUCACAGUACAAGAGGCUGGCCAAGUCCACCCUGCUGCUCAUCCCGCUGUUUGGCGUCCACUACAUGGUGUUCGCAGUGUUUCCCAUCGGCAUCUCCUCCAAGUACCAGAUUCUGUUUGAGCUGUGCCUCGGAUCCUUUCAGGGCCUGGUGGUGGCGGUUCUCUACUGCUUCCUGAACAGCGAGGUGCAGAGCGAGCUGAGACGCACGUGGCGUGGCCUGUGGCCCAGCCGGCCCUCCGCCCGGGACCGCCGGCUGCACAGCCUGUCCAUCUCCAGGACUGGCUCGGACGGCGCCCUGCAGGGCUCCCGCGCCCCUUCCCUCCUGCAGACGGAGACCUCGGUCAUCUAG
Molecule: messenger RNA, 1557 nt
Organism: Odocoileus virginianus texanus
Lineage: Eukaryota; Metazoa; Chordata; Mammalia; Artiodactyla; Cervidae
Source: RefSeq, a predicted model, not a curated record